Molecule: messenger RNA, 3161 nt
Organism: Pseudomyrmex gracilis
Lineage: Eukaryota; Metazoa; Arthropoda; Insecta; Hymenoptera; Formicidae
Product: homeobox protein abdominal-B-like
Exons: 2
Coding region: 1563-3059 (498 amino acids)
Biological process (GO): regulation of transcription by RNA polymerase II
Cellular component (GO): nucleus
Molecular function (GO): RNA polymerase II cis-regulatory region sequence-specific DNA binding; DNA-binding transcription factor activity, RNA polymerase II-specific
Source: RefSeq, a predicted model, not a curated record
CGGCUCAGCGAGGCCAGCAAGAAGUAAGGGGGUAGUUCUAUGUGUGUGAGAGUCGUGCAUGUGUGUAUUUGGCUCACGAUAUCUCGAUACGAAAAAGUUGUUACCUGCUAAAAAUUCUUCGCCGCAUCACACUAAGGGAAUGACUACCUGACCGAUCUCAAGAAAACUGAAAAGAGAAAAAGGAUUCCGGUCCGAUUAAAAACACAGUUUCACUCCUAGAAUUCUGCAAAGACUUUGACUUUAAUGCUUCGAACUAGUGCGUUCCGUGAUUAGAUAGACUAUAGCGCAUACCAGCCGUGAGCGAGCAAAACAUCGAAUGAAGUGCUUUCGGCAUCCCUUCGCGAUGGGGAUGACAGUAAGAUGUGACAGAGACGGGGUGUUACGCGAGUUGCGUAUAAUAAGCUGCGGGACGAUGAUAGUGCAACUAGUCGCGCAGUGAAUUAGAUCGCCGAGAACAUCGACGAUUGCCAAGUGUCCUGUCUGAUUUAAAGCGCGCGCUAGUUUUUUAAACGUUUUCUCUUUAAACGCUGACGUGCGACAAUCGAGCGCACACUUCGCUGCUCCGAACUUUUGCUCUCCGACUUAAACGAUGUACUCUCUCUAAAUCGCGCUGUGUCAUUUUAUUUUUGUUUCAAAACUUCAUCCCGCAUCGGUGGAUCGACCAAUUGGACAACCGUGUGUAAUCUGCUAUACACGACCUGUUAACUGACCUACACGUUUGACGACAUCGCACGUGGUUCUCUCGCUGUCACAUCGAUCAUCCUAUCAUCGUUGUCGUCAACCUCGUCGUUGCCGUCGUCAUUGCCGCGUGUGGAUCUUUUGUCGGCGGAUUUGCCACGCACUUUAUCGCGCCCCCGUCUACCUUCUUGCCGCUUGUGUCUCUCCGCUUCUCCGUCCCGCGUUUAUCUACCCCUCCACCUGUCUGUCGUGGCGCUGCACACCCUCUCUCCCGCCACCAACCCCUCGUCGGACGCGCGUACCCGCACGAUUUUCCCUAUCCCCACCUGCCUCUUCUUCUUCCUCGCACCUCCGUUUCUUCCACACGCGCCUUCUUUAUUUACUCUGUGAAUUCACGGACCAACACGAUGACCACUCCGGUUUUCGUUCCUCGGUGAAAAUCGCGUCGGCGCUUCUGCAUUACGCGCACGUUUACUGCGUAUUCGUUAAUUGUUGAACUUUCUGGACAAUCUACAUCGUCGCAUUUCGUUCAAUUGUUGUAAAUUUUCCGAAAAUUGGAAAAACUGCUAACGCGUAUUUCACUUUUUUUUAUUUAUUCCGGUCAUGAUGACCGCACGACGACUUUCAUAUUUCGGGUGAACUUUUUUUUUAAACGUGAUUAAUAUUACUCUUGUGUUCCCUGUAUCGCACAAACCGGUCGUGAUUAUCGAACUUGUUGACGGUCACGGAACCGUCAUUCACGCGUAUUGACGCCGACAUCGGCAUAAAUAUUAUUAUAACACCGGUAAUAAACCGUCAUCAUCUGCACCAUCGCCGAUCACGUGGCUUGCUCAACGGCGACGCUGUACGACAAUGUUCAUGCCGCGCCGCUAUGUGGCUCCGGCAUGGGCCACCCUGGCUCCGUUACGCCGAUGGGGACAGCAACCGGAGCGGGGAAUUCCACCGGGGUGACCUGGUGGGCCAUGAUGAACGGUUCUCUUUACGAGGACAGCCCGCCGCCAGUUCCACCAACAGCUUCAACCCUCAUAUCCAUUCAACAGCAAACGACCUCGACACCGGGCUCUCAUCAGCAGGCAACAACACCGACUUCACCUGGUGCACCGGUGUCAUCGGCAACGACAGCGCCACCGGCGCCUACUGCGAGCGCCAGUUCAACUUCACCGAGCGCUUCUUCGGUAGCGAGCAACAGUGCGGCCGGACCACUCCAUAUACCCGCCAAGAGAUUAACGGCUACACCGGGUGGUUCUACUUACGGGGAAGUUGCUUGCGUAGAAUCCUCAGGCGGUACGGGCGCGGCAGGCGUGAUAAGGCACUCUCACUCAUCCUCGGCGGGGUCUCAAGGCGGUUGGAGUUACAGUCCGCAUCCUCCUCAGGACUCCCACUACUCGUCCACAGCAGCCGGCGAAUCGUUGAACCAUCAUCAGGCUUACGGGGGUAAUAAUCCCCCUACGUAUUACAACCUGGCGGCCGAUCCUACCUCGACCUCCGGUUCGUCUAGGGACAACCGGAAGGCCGGGGCUACCCUUAGUUUUUGGUCGCCCGCAACUGCUGGAUCGGCCGGUUCUACCUCGGAUUACAAAUCUUAUAACUCUGCCGGAGCGACAACGACACCAUCGUCUACCGGAGGCUCCACCUCCGGUGCCGCCGACCCAGCUGUGUCGUCCUGCCAUCAGAGUUUUUCUCAGAGUUGGUGUAACUAUACGCCAUAUACAACCGCGAGGCAUCAUCAUCCGGUCGACACAGCUGGACAUCAUCAUCCUCACUCGCAAGCGGGAGUACCGUACUUGGCGCCAUCCGCGGCAGAUGACCGCGGUAGGGUCACCGCUGCUAUGGUCGCUGCAGAAGGUGCCUUUCCUCACGAUGGAUACGGCGGUUUGAGAAACUAUGGAGCGCCCGAACCCGUUACUUCGAGUCCCUACCCACCUCCAGGUUCGCUUGCGGGUGUCGGCGUCGGGGUUGGCGUAGCCGGGAUGGGUGUCGGAUGCGGCAGUUCUAACCCCUUGGAAUGGACGGGUCAGGUGACGGUGCGGAAGAAACGCAAACCCUACUCGAAAUUCCAAACACUGGAGCUAGAAAAGGAGUUUCUCUUCAACGCUUACGUGUCGAAGCAGAAACGAUGGGAGCUCGCGCGCAAUCUGAAUCUAACCGAGCGUCAAGUAAAGAUCUGGUUUCAAAAUCGCCGGAUGAAAAAUAAGAAGAACAGUCAACGACAGUCUCAGCAGCAGAACAACAACAACAACAGCACCACCGCAAACAAUGCGAAUCAUCACGCAGCGGCAGGCAGUCACCACCAUCCGAGUACCGCGCACGCGCCACCCUCGAGUCACCACGUGGUUGCGCAGGCGCAUCACGCGAACGGCUCUACGAAACAUCAUCAGUGACCCGUGGCCUUCUCUGGGGUCGUCUUUGGGCAUCAUCAUCACAGCCACACCUCGUCCAAUGGUGGUGGUAGCCACGGGAGCAGUCAUAGCAGCCUCAUAACA